CGGGCGUGGCGGCUCACGCUGGGUAUGUUCGUCGACCCUGAGCGUGUGCCCGGCCACUCUGGGGAUGACAGCUCCGGCUUCCCUGGGGCCUGGGCAGGUGGCGAAUACCGACAAUGCCAACUACAACAGCAUCGUUGCUGGGCUGAAGAACGUCUCCCAUCGGGGGGAUUCGGUAGAUUUGUCCACCUUCCGCCUGGACCAGCUGCUGCCCAGCCCGGCUAACCUGUCCCGCUAUUACCGCUACACCGGUUCGCUGACCACACCGGACUGCAACCAGAACGUCCUCUGGACCGUCUUUGAGGAGCAGGUGUCCAUCGGCCGCCUCCAGCUGGACCUGUUUGUGAGCACGGCCCUGUCCAGCGCUCCCGGUGACCCCCCCGUCAGAAUGAUCAACAACUUUCGUCCCACCCAGCCACGUCGGGGCCGCCCGGUCCUGGCUUCGCGGGAUGCCACAGUCAGCGCCGCGCCCCCGUCCGCACCCCCGCCCCUGGCUCUGCUUUCUGCUCUCUUGGGCCUGCGGCUUGUGCUGGGCUCCUAGGGGCCGGGACUGGACCCCACCUGUCUUUCGUCCCCGUCCCCCCCCCCCACUCUCCCAACCGUCUCCUUCCCAUCCCCAGCUGCUACAGUCCCCGACCCCUGAGCCUCAUCCGAAGGUUUGGACUCUGGCGGAUUCGGCCUUUAGUGGUGACGAUGACCUGUUUUUAACUAUUUCUCCACCUCCCACUUCCCUCCCCAUAACAGUGCUCUCUACUCCCUCAUCACUGCCCAUCCACAGGACUCCCCUGCCCCACAGGGCUCUCCUGGGGCUCACCGGCAGAGCGGAAUAAAGCACCGAUCCCAUCAC
Tachyglossus aculeatus (Australian echidna) is the source of this 844-nucleotide messenger RNA. Its product is annotated as carbonic anhydrase 15-like. Gene Ontology annotation, molecular function: zinc ion binding; carbonate dehydratase activity. The record is from RefSeq and is a predicted model, not a curated record. The transcript is spliced from 3 exons. Gene Ontology annotation, cellular component: plasma membrane. NCBI's taxonomy places the organism in Eukaryota, Metazoa, Chordata, Mammalia, Monotremata, Tachyglossidae. Bases 65 to 538 code for a protein of 157 amino acids.